AUGGAGACGCCGCCUCGCCCAGAACUAUUUGACUUCCAUGGCAUCCCAAUGACAAAAUACUUCACUGACAACUGGGACAAUGUGACGAACUUCGAGGCCAAAGCGGAUGAUAUUGUCAUCGCCACUUAUCCUAAAUCAGGAACCACAUGGGUCUGCUACCUCUUGGACCGUCUAUACUUUGGAAAGACGCAUCCAGAGGAAGAGACGUCCCUACCUCUGUACAUCAGAGUACCGUUUCUGGAGCUCUGCAUACCUGGUCACCCCAAAGGAAAAGACCUGGCAGACCAGCUCACCAUCACUCCCCGUCUCAUUAAAACUCAUCUGCCGGUCCAGCUUGUACCAGACACGUUUUGGGAGCGUAACUGUCGGGUCAUUUAUGUGGCUCGUAACCCCAAGGAUGUCGCUGUGUCCCAUUUCCACUUCUGUCGCAUGAACAGCAUCCAUCCUGCACCAGGAAACUGGGAAGGCUUUUUGCAAAGAUUCAUGGAUGGGAAUAUGGUGUACGGACCCUGGCAUGAUCACGUAAUCGGCUGGUGGGAGAAGAAAAAAACAUAUCCCAAUCUUCAUUAUAUUUUCUAUGAAGAUUUGACUGAGAACUUGGCAGAAGAAAUCGACAAGCUGUGCAGGUUCCUGGACUUGACUCCCUCAGCGGAGGAGAAGGAGCGCAUCAUCUCCGCUGUCAAAUUCGACAGCAUGAAAGACAACAAGCUGACCAACUUUACCAACGCUCCCUUGAUGAAUCUGACCUUGUCUCCUUUCAUGAGAAAAGGGAAAGUCGGUGACUGGAAGAACCAUUUCACCGUGGCCCAGAGUGAAGAGUGUGAUGAACACUACAAGCAGAAAAUUAGGAACCCCGCACUGCAGUUCCGCACUGAAGUUUAG
Messenger RNA from Doryrhamphus excisus (bluestripe pipefish), 882 nucleotides. RefSeq names its product cytosolic sulfotransferase 3-like. The record is from RefSeq and is a predicted model, not a curated record. Gene Ontology annotation, molecular function: sulfotransferase activity. Lineage: Eukaryota; Metazoa; Chordata; Actinopteri; Syngnathiformes; Syngnathidae.